AUGUGGAGCGGCGACUCACGUUCACAGAAUGUAGUAAGCACUACAACGGCUGGACCACGUGACGGUUACAAGCCUAACAAUGGGAAUGCUAGAAAUGGAGCUCUCCAGCAGCAGCAGCAACAGCAGAAGCCAGUCAAGCAGCUCGGUUUGACAUCUGCCAUCAGCUUGACUGAGCCCAGUACUGAAGAAUUACUGCAGACAGCUGAAUUACACAAAGCUUUAGAACCAUUUGGCGUCUUCGAAACUCAAGCGGAGCUUAAUCAGCGCAUGCAAAUCUUAGCCAAGCUCAAUACGCUCGUCAAGCAGUGGAUUAAAGAUGUCUCCGUGGCAAAGCAUGUGCCCGAGGCCGCUGCUGAGAAAUUGGGUGGCAAAAUAUACACUUUCGGUUCAUAUCGCCUAGGCGUACAUCAUAGAGGCGCCGAUAUUGAUGCGCUCUGUGUGGCGCCACUUUAUGUCGAACGUGCGGAUUACUUCACCACAUUCUUUGAGUUGCUGAAGCAGCAAGCCGAAGUGACCGAGUGUCGUGCGGUUGAAGAGGCCUUCGUGCCGGUCAUAAAAAUGAAAUUUGACGACAUUGAAAUUGAUUUGUUGUUUGCGAGUCUGUCGCUCAAAGAGAUACCGGACGACUUUAGUUUGAGUGAUAAUAAUUUGCUGCGCAAUCUGGAUCCACGCUCGGUGCGCAGUUUGAAUGGCUGUCGCGUGACCGAUGAAAUACUGGAGCUUGUGCCGAAUAUAGAGAACUUUCGCUUGACGUUGCGAGCGAUCAAGUUGUGGGCGAAAAAACAUGGCAUUUACUCAAAUUCGAUGGGAUACUUUGGUGGCGUGACAUGGGCUAUGUUAGUGGCACGCACCUGUCAGCUUUAUCCGAAUGCGACGGCCGCCACUUUGGUGCAUAAAUUCUUUCUGGUCUUCUCACGUUGGCAGUGGCCACAUCCAGUCUUGCUCAGACAACCCGAAAAUGUGAACUUACGGUUUCCGGUUUGGGACCCACGUGUCAACGCUGCGGAUCGCUAUCAUCUAAUGCCCAUCAUAACACCGGCAUAUCCACAACAAAAUUCCACAUUCAACGUGUUGGAGUCAACUAAAAACGUUAUAGUGAAUGAACUUAAUCGUGGCUUGUCUACAGUCGAUGAAAUCAUGCGCGGCAAUGCUUCAUGGAACCGACUCUUCGAGGCGCCGAGUUUCUUUUACACAUACCGCCACUUUCUGGUGCUUUCAGCCUCCUCAACAACAGCGUCUGAUCAGCUGGAGUGGUGUGGCCUAGUUGAAUCGCGGAUACGCUUAUUGGUUGCUAAUCUAGAACGCAAUGAACACAUUUCGUUGGCGCGUGUGAAUCCGAAAAGUUUCGACUACAAGCAGAAUGGAGAGAAGACGCAGAUUGGAAGCUGUAUUCCAACAGCUUGCCAAACACCAUUCUGCGCGUUGUGGUUUAUCGGCUUGGAAUUCAAAAGCGUUAAGAAUUUGAAUGUGGACCUUACAGCGUGUAUACAAACCUUCACUGACCAGGUCAUGCAACAUGCGGCAAACAUAAAAAUGCUGAAGUAUGGUAUGCAACUUGACACGUGCCACGUGAAGCGUAAGGAUCUCUCGCAGUAUUUGGAUAAGGAUUUCUUGAAGCGCGAACGCAAAGCCAUGGAUCAGCAUAAGAGUUUUGACAAUGCAAUUUCAGCGAAGACCAAACGUUCGUCAUCCGAGUUGUCUUCAGAGGAAGAGGGUGGUACUGCUAAGAAGUCGCGCUCUAGCGGAUCGGAAGAUAGUUCUUAG
This is a messenger RNA of Bactrocera tryoni, 1764 nucleotides long. Its product is annotated as poly(A) polymerase type 3-like. The transcript is spliced from 4 exons. Gene Ontology annotation, cellular component: nucleus. Lineage: Eukaryota; Metazoa; Arthropoda; Insecta; Diptera; Tephritidae. The coding region runs from base 1 to 1764 and encodes 587 amino acids. The record is from RefSeq and is a predicted model, not a curated record. Gene Ontology annotation, molecular function: poly(A) RNA polymerase activity; RNA binding.